This is a messenger RNA of Pectinophora gossypiella (pink bollworm), 1010 nucleotides long. RefSeq names its product peptidyl-prolyl cis-trans isomerase FKBP2-like. The transcript is spliced from 2 exons. The record is from RefSeq and is a predicted model, not a curated record. Gene Ontology annotation, biological process: protein peptidyl-prolyl isomerization. NCBI's taxonomy places the organism in Eukaryota, Metazoa, Arthropoda, Insecta, Lepidoptera, Gelechiidae. Bases 176 to 652 code for a protein of 158 amino acids. Gene Ontology annotation, molecular function: peptidyl-prolyl cis-trans isomerase activity.
UGUGCACGCAUCUUAAAUAAACCAGGGCGGUGUGAGAUGACUGUGUAUUGAUUUUCAAUAUUACACUCAGUCUGUAGCCCAGUUGCCCGGUUAUUCACAUUUUAAAGGUACAUUGCCAUAUUCAGAGCCGUAGACCAUUUUCCAAGUGAACAGGUAUUUUCUGAAAAACGUCUUAAUGUUUGUUUUGAAAGUUCUGUUGAUGUUAUGUUUUAUUUACGUAUCACUAAUUGUUUUACACAAGAGUUACAAAAAAUCACAAGAGUUACAAGAAAAGGUAAAGGUAAUUGUAUUGAAGAAACCGGAAUACUGCACGGUGAGGUCACAAAACGGCGAUCUAAUGUAUUUGGCAUUUACGGCAUUCUUAGAAGAUGGGACAGAGUUUGAUAGUUCCUUACGACGGCGCGAACCGAUAGUCAUUACUCUUGGUAGACCCUUAGCUAUUGAAGGUUGGAACCACGGACUCCAAGGUAUGUGUGUUGGGGAAAAGAGAAAACUUAUUAUUCCUCCACAUUUGGCGCUCGGCGAGGAAGGCAGUCCUCCCGAUAUUCCCCCACACGCUACCCUCAUCUUCCAUUUCACAUUGGUAAAGAUUUAUGACGUCGAGGAAGAUGAAUACGUCGAAGGUGAUGAUAGUGAAGGUAAAGAAUUGUGAUUAGUGUUUGACAGUGACUUCACGGCUAAGAUCCGGAGGUCCAGACAGUACAUGGCUUAGAUUAUUAAUCUAAAGCCCAGUUUUUCACAGCAUAUUUUAAUCUAAGUACCUAUCUACAAAGUAUUACCUAUUAGGUAUUAAUGUCAAGCCCUAUGCGGUACUUCGGUAAGUCCCCAUAUUGUACUUCGAGCUCCCAAUUUUGUACUUAAAAGACUGGAAAUCCUUGUACCUAUAUUGUGUUCUGAAAACCUAAUAUUGUAUUUUAUACUUACUUACUUUUUAAUUAGGUACCUACCUACCUACUCUAAGUAUUGAUAAUAUAUUAAUGUAAGGCGGUAAAUGCCCCUGGAGUCCGAAA